Messenger RNA from Archocentrus centrarchus (flier cichlid), 1420 nucleotides. RefSeq names its product leucine zipper and CTNNBIP1 domain containing (gene lzic). The record is from RefSeq and is a predicted model, not a curated record. NCBI's taxonomy places the organism in Eukaryota, Metazoa, Chordata, Actinopteri, Cichliformes, Cichlidae. The transcript has 7 exons. The coding region runs from base 255 to 824 and encodes 189 amino acids. Gene Ontology annotation, molecular function: beta-catenin binding.
GGACAGAAUCGACGAGGAAGCCGUGAGCCGCGCCCGCACUGCUGGGGCUGCGUUCACAAUCACAAAGCCCCUCAAAUCGCAAACGUCUCGAGAAAUAGUAAACUUGUUAUAACCGUGUUUUUAAGUAGGUAUUUUUUAUUUCUAUCGGUAAGGUCACUUUCUUUGAUUCGUCCAGCGAAUGCUAACAUUUUUCUAAGACUGAUUUGCGGUGGUUUACAAAGAAAGUCCCGUUCACUCCCUGUAGAAAACAGGAGAUGGCCUCUCGAGGGAAAACAGAAACGAGCAAACUGAGGCAGAAUAUGGAGGAACAACUUGACAGAUUAAUGCAGCAGCUUCAGGACCUGGAGGAAUGCAGAGAAGAACUGGAUGAGGAAGAGUAUGAAGAGACAAAGAAGGAAACUUUGGAGCAGCUGGGUGAAUUCAAUGACUCCUUAAAGAAAAUAAUGUCAGGAGACAUGACACUUGUGGAUGAACUCAGUGGGAUGCAGCUGGCGAUCCAGGCUGCCAUCAGCCAAGCCUUCAAAACCCCAGAGGUCAUACGGCUUUUUGCUAAGAAGCAGCCGGGACAGCUGAGAACCAGACUGGGAGAGAUGGAUCGGGAUGUGAUGGUGGGAAAACUGUCGCGGGACGUGUACACGCAGCAGAAAAUGGAAAUCCUCACAGCCUUGAGAAAACUGGGGGAGAAGCUCACUCCAGAAGACGAGACUUUCCUCACUGAAAAUGCCACAGCUACCCUGAGCCAGUUUGAAAAAGUGACUGCAAACCCAGGUUCCGAGGACAAAAUAAUGGCUUUAGCUAGCUCUGGUGUGAAAACCAAGUCCUAGCAGUUCUGCAUUUUAAGUUUGUUUUUACAUUUAUUUUUAAGGAAAAAAAAUGUGCCAACUGAUCGUGGAUUUUGUAAACAAUCGGGGUGCUUUUAAGUGCUGCUGUAGAUGCUAACACUUUUUAACAGUAUUGUUUUAUACUCGUCGGUCUUUGUAAAUGUCUUAUUCGUCCAGAUUAAGUGUAAAAAUGUAUUAUAGGUACGAGCGUGUGAUUUGUGAACUACAGACAGGUGCAUGAAUGUAGAGGAUGGUGCAGGCAGUUCAUUAUGAUGUUGUGGUUUUUGUGCAGUGCUUCUUCUUGUUGUGUCCCCCAAACCUGAAAAUUCAACAGUGCUGUUUUUAAGAUGUUGAUUUCCUGCACAGCAGCUGCAGCUGUUUUAUUUCAGCUAAACUGAGCUGUCUGCGGGACUUUGGAUAAAAUAAUAGAAACACCGCAUGUGCCAAAACUACACAGUGAUGUCCAUCCAUCCAUCCAGCCAUCCAUUCUCUUCCGCUUAUCCUGGUCAGGGUCGCGGGAGGUCUGGAGCCUGUCAACCCUAUUUUUUGUUGUCUGUCUCUCUGUGUUGGCCCUGCAACAGGCUGGCGCAGGGCCAACA